CCUUUGACCUAAAAAUCAUUUUCGUGUCAGGCAGUGUUUUGCUCGAACGUCAAGAUUCAAGACGUCUUUCAAAGGAAGAAAUACCUUUAUCCGCCUUUCCGUAUACUGUGUGGGCCUAAAGCAGCAUGUCCAGACAACAGGAGAUCAUCUGUGGCCUCUCGCACGAGGUGACCAUAGCAGUCCUCCCCAGACUGGACAUGGGGGAGUUGAUGUUUGAACUCAACAGAAGGAUACAGAACUUGGACAAAGAGAACAGGAUCAAGGACAGGCUGGUCAGUAUCCUUAGGGACGUGAUGUUGGAGGAAUACCGUCAGUUGGAAAGUAUGUCUGAAGUACGUUCUCCAGACGAAACAACCAUACCCGUGCAAGACCAGGAGACAGCUACCAUACAAGAGAACGUUUUGACUGCAUACGCAGAAACAACAUCAUCAGAGACUUCAAGUCCUGACGCCUCACAACAGAGUUCUGGACUGGACAUUGUGAUCAAGAAGGAAAGCGAUACAAGCAGUAACUUGUUCGUGUAUACAAAGGAGCCCGAGUUUGAUACAGAGCAGAUACAGCUGACUGUUCCACAACAGGAUCAACUUUGUGACAUACCUAGUCCAGGUUCACCAACGAUUCCUCCAUGCGAUACCCCUCUAAUACAAAUGAAGAACAUAACAGACUCUCGCAUUAGAGAGGAAGAAUUUGCUAUGACGACUGAGAAUGAAGAAGCUAGAGCCUGCCAUGAUGAGCUUAACAUCGGUUCUCCUACAUCCAUUGCGCAGGUGAAGGAUACACUUAUUUCAAUGAACACCUCUUACUCAGAGACGCCCGUGGAAAUCAAUACACCUGACGAGGAAGCACCUUCGCCAGUGGAACGCUAUGUGUCCGAGGAUGGCCAGAUCUUGCAAAUCUCUCAACCUUCCAUCCCGGAUCAAAACUAUACUGAUGACGGAGAGACUAGUUUCAUAAACGGCGAACAUGAGCAAAGUGAAAAAGAAAGUAGUGAGGAAACACCUUUGGCUUCUUGUCCACCGACUCCAGACAUUGAAUGUGAGAACAAGACGUCCCUUCUUAUUGAUAAUGACCCACAAAUUGAUUACAAAUUCAAAACAUCUUUAGCACAGAGUUCCUCCAAGCAUAUGAAAAGUUAUAAAGAUGAAAAGCCUUUCAUGUGUGGCGAAUGUGGUUAUAGGGCACGUCAUAAGUACCGGCUUGUUGAACACAUGAGAAAACACACUGGCGAGAAACCGUUCAAGUGUGAUCAAUGCAACUACAAUGCGUCUUAUAAAACCUUGCUAGUCAAACAUAUGAAAAGCCACACGGACGCAGAACCUUACAGCUGUGACAUUUGUGAGUAUCAGACCUACAUAAAGUCAAAUGUGGAGAGACAUAUGAUGUGUCACUCGGCUGUGAAACCCUACAAAUGUGAGGAAUGUGACUUCAGAGCAGUUGGCAAAUCUUAUCUUGUUAAACACAGGAGGCGUCGUCACACCGGUGAGAAACCCUACAGUUGUCAAGAGUGUGACUACAAGGCAAGUGAAAAUGACACCCUUCUCAGGCAUAUGAGAAAGAAACACAUGUCAUAUAAACAAGAGUUAUCAUAUCAUAUGAAAAAACAUACAGACGCAGAACCUUACAGCUGUGAAAUCUGUGACUACAAGGCCUACAUAAAGGCAAACUUUGAGACACAUAUGAUGCGCCACGCUGGCGUGAAACCCUACAAAUGUGAGGAAUGUGACUACGGCACAGCUCAUAAGAGCGAUCUUAUUAAACACAGGAGGCGUCACACCGGCGAGAGACCCUAUGGUUGCCAAGAGUGUGACUACAAGGCACGUGAUAAGGGCACACUCCUCAGGCAUGUGAGAAGGAAACACGUGUGAAGCUACUGUCAGUUAAUUACCAACCAGAAAUAACACAAUAGAUAUCUAUCGUAGAGACUCCUUUUUACGUUUUAGAUCUAAUUAGAUACCUAGAAACCAAAUAUAAAACUUGAUAAAUGUUUCUGUAGCAAACAUUUAUCUGUUAGCUUAUAACCUUUGCCAGAAUGGCUAAGGUUAUGUUUUGGGCUUGUGAGUCUGUCUGUGUGUGUGUGUGUUAACAGCAUAACUCAAAAACCCUUGGAUGGAU
This is a messenger RNA of Branchiostoma floridae (Florida lancelet), 2112 nucleotides long. Its product is annotated as zinc finger and SCAN domain-containing protein 12-like. The record is from RefSeq and is a predicted model, not a curated record. Gene Ontology annotation, biological process: regulation of transcription by RNA polymerase II. Gene Ontology annotation, molecular function: DNA-binding transcription factor activity, RNA polymerase II-specific; RNA polymerase II transcription regulatory region sequence-specific DNA binding. Gene Ontology annotation, cellular component: nucleus. The transcript has 2 exons. Bases 126 to 1865 code for a protein of 579 amino acids. NCBI's taxonomy places the organism in Eukaryota, Metazoa, Chordata, Leptocardii, Amphioxiformes, Branchiostomatidae.